Messenger RNA from Aspergillus sclerotioniger CBS 115572, 1827 nucleotides. RefSeq lists its product as uncharacterized. Gene Ontology annotation, molecular function: ribonuclease III activity. The transcript is spliced from 4 exons. Gene Ontology annotation, biological process: RNA processing. Bases 1 to 1827 code for a protein of 608 amino acids. Lineage: Eukaryota; Fungi; Ascomycota; Eurotiomycetes; Eurotiales; Aspergillaceae. The record is from RefSeq and is a predicted model, not a curated record.
AUGGCAUCAGAGGCACAGGUGCAAAGGGCCGAAAAGAUAAUCGGCUAUAAAUUCACAUCCAGUAAUUAUCUGCGUCAGGCACUCACCGCGGCUGGGGCGGAAAAGGAUAAUCAUGAGGGGAAUAGACCGCUGGCGCACAUUGGGGCUCACUGGAUUGACACACUCUUGAUGAUCGUGUUGAUGAGCGUCGGCGCCAGCAAGGUGCUCAGGGCACAAGUGAGGAUCGAUUUUACCCGAAAAGAUCACUUCAAAUUUGCUGCCAAGCGAACGGGAAUCAGUCAAUGCAUCAAAUAUAGCUCUCAAGGCGGGGAAGAUUCGUCCACCGUUCUUCGUUAUGCGAUCAACGCCAUCAUAGGAGCGGUUCUGCUCGAUACAGACACACAGAGUAUUACCACAACUCUCGGGGCCCUUCAAAAAUUCAGUUUUGGUUUAGCUGCUAUGGAGGAAUCUGUCCAUUCGCAGACUCCCGAGAUGCCUGCGCUGCCUGCACCGGAUGAGCUCGAUGUGCUGGGCAUUGACGAUGAGAUUAUGAAUCCGACCUUCAACGUACCGUUGGAAUUACUGCCACCCCCAAUUCCUGAAUCAGACCAGAUGUCAGACGGCCAUAGAACAGGCGUUCCUGGUUCUAGUGAAGCUGAAGCCCAGUUGGCCGACAAUGAGCUGGCUACUACGUUCAUGCUUGAUUACCCAGUGUCUAUGGACAUUACCACUCUGGAUUACACUGGGGAUAUACCCACGGAGUCACAACGUUCCCAAUUUACCUGGGAUAUGUCAAGCUUCCAGGUUGCCCCUGAUCACGAGUCAACCUCUGUCUCCACAAUCAUACCUCCAACUCACUUGCCCCAAAGGAGCCUUCCAGCGGAGCCUACUCACGCCCAAGGAAGCGCUAAAAUGAGAGGGAAACGCGUCAAAACAUCGCCCUACGCUUCCAUUAGCGAUACCUCCCAACAGCUCCUGAACGAGGACAGAACAAAAUGUGUAUCCCAACAUCUCCCACCGCCAGAAGAAACAUACUUCGCCCUGGAAAUUCAAGCCGAAGUUUUGAAACCUACCCACGAAUCUAUAGAACCCCUUCUACCGCUCAUCAUAACUAUUGCUAGUCCCAGUGCAAUCCUCUCCCUCCGCGGGAUGAUCCGUAACGCAAGAGCACAGCCCAGCUUCCAUUCCUACCGCCUUCAAGACGGUCUCUCACAAGCGAACAGGUUUAUGCUCAUCGAGAAACUGGAAGACAGCGCCAGCACCAUUGGACUCAUGCGCUGGUAUCAUAUUUGGGAAUUGUUCCGCCACUGUGGUGGCCCCAACACAGUCUCCAGCAGUGGAUACGCCAACAUCACCCCAGCCACAUUCUUCAUGGGUCAGAAAUAUCUUGGGAAUCCAGUGCAUCACGACGACGCCAAAAUCUCCGAAAGUAUGAUGAAAGAUAUAUUCCCAGAUAUUGAGCCUAGCUCAGAAGAAUACAAGAAGCACAUGCGAAGAAUCAAAAGAUUGAGAAAGCUCGGACAACGGCUACACGCAUUGAUUGAAAAGUUUGGAAAAGGGGUUCUUGGCCUGCUAGUGGGACAGACUUCGAGUGGGGGACUUGAUAUACCAGUUUCGGAUACUAUGUUGUUGAAACCUAUUGAUAAAGCGUUUAGUUCGUUUAUCUCCCUGCUUGAGGCAUCCCAGGGAGACAGUCUUCGUGCAUUCGGCAAUGCCGUUUGGGGGGUAUUGAGGCCGGUGUUGUUUGGGAUGUUGUCUGAAAGUGCUUCUCAUAUAGAGAGCAUCACACCAGAGGAAAUCUUGAGACAUGUCAAGGGCUCCUCGGGGUUGUUGGAGCUUAUUCGCUAG